Messenger RNA from Rasamsonia emersonii CBS 393.64, 2862 nucleotides. RefSeq lists its product as uncharacterized. The record is from RefSeq and is a predicted model, not a curated record. The transcript is spliced from 3 exons. Gene Ontology annotation, cellular component: EMC complex. The coding region runs from base 1 to 2862 and encodes 953 amino acids. Lineage: Eukaryota; Fungi; Ascomycota; Eurotiomycetes; Eurotiales; Trichocomaceae. Gene Ontology annotation, biological process: protein folding in endoplasmic reticulum. Gene Ontology annotation, molecular function: protein binding.
AUGUGGUUCCGGGCGGCGGUCCUCCUGCUGACCUCUUGCGUGCCUUCGUCGUUGGCCAUCUUCGCAGACGAGGUCAACCACAUCGAUUUCCACCAUGCCCUCCUAGGGGUUCCCUCCCCCCAAACGACCUUCUUCCACCGGCCUUCCGCCUCCUCGAAUGCGUCGUUGCUCUAUACCCUGUCCGAAAAACUGGUUCUGGGAGCUGUGAACCCGAAGGAUGGAUCAAUUGUGUGGAGACAGAACCUGGGGCGGUGGUCGUCGCUCGACCAAGGCGCGGAAGGCUUCCUUCGCUCUAACGAUGGAGAAACUACCGUUGUGAGCGCUGCUGGAGACCUGGUAGCGUCUUGGGAUGCGCUGGACGGCAAACUGGCCUGGAAGAGCCGGUUUGAUGACGGCCCGGUGAAAGAUCUCGAAUUGCUGGAGCUCCAGGAUGGUAGCGCAGGCAGUGACGCGCGGGACGUGAUUACAUUGUUUGGAGAUAAAACUGGAAUUGUGCGCAGAUUAGAUGGCCUCUCUGGGAAGGCUAAAUGGGAGUACAAGGAUGACAGGUUUGAUCGACCUCCUGGUGACCUUCCGUUCCAGGUGUCUUCUUCUCCCACCGAAGUGUUCUAUAUUUCGCUUCAGUCGGUCCCGCGCAAAGGCUACAAGAUCAAGAUAACGGUGUUGGAUCCGCAAAGUGGACGACAGACCAAGCAGCAUAUCUUGAGCUCCGAAAACGAGGUGUCAUCGCCGGAAUCGAUCCUCUUCGUCGGCGCCAACACCGCUUCCCCUCUAAUUGUUUGGGGCGAUAAAUCACAAAAGCUGCUCAAGAUCAAUAUCGUCGGUUCCAAACAGGUACAUACAGUGAACAUCGAGAACAAUGGCGGCGAAGAUAUCCAGAAGAUCGAAGUGCAGGCACCCCAGGGCCUCAACUCUCCGCCACAUUUCCUGGUACACUAUGAAACGGAUUCAAGUUCCUGGGCUGAAGUCUACCACACUGAUCUUAAGUCAUCGACUAUUUCCAAGGCCUACCAGCUUCCACGUUUAUCAGAAAAGUCUGUCUUCGCUACGAGUCACAGAGCCGCGAAUGUCUACUUUACGCGGAUCACCGACUCUGAAAUCACCGUCGUCUCAUCUGCGUCUGAUGGGGUUCUCGGGAGGUGGCCACACAAGAAGCGAGCGGUUGACACUGCGCUACACGCUGCAGCGGAGGUAGUGAGCAAAGGUGACUCGGCGGCUGUUCGUUUUGCUUAUGUUCUGGAUUCCGGUGACUGGGUCUUGGUACGCAAUGGGGAAACUGAAUGGACAAGGCACGAAAUUCUCGCUGGCGCAGUUGCUGCUGCCUGGGCUGAGCCAACCAGCAGCGAAGAUCUCGUACAUGAGCUUGAGAUUGAGGGCCACGAGAGCGUGCUUAGUGCUUACAUCCAUCGGGUUAAACGGCACGCGAGGGAUCUUCAACGUCUUCCCGCCUGGCUACGGGAGUUGCCUAAACGCUUUUUCUCGAGCUUUUUGACCCCUGAGGUAUCCAAUCUUGACAGCUUUGGACUUGCGAAACUGGUCAUUGUCGCUACCGAGAGUGGUCAAGUCCUUGCUAUUGACACCGGGAAGCAUGGCUCAGUGGCUUGGAAUGUGAAGGCUGUUGAGACCAAAAACUGGAAUGUCAAAGCUAUAAUUGCCCAGUCCGGAUCGGCCACGAUCUACGCUGAGGACGGCAGUUCUGUGAGCCUCAACAUCACAUCAGGCGAGAUCCUGGCAAAACGCGCUCCCACUUCCAAGAUCAAGUCCAUUGCCAUAAUACCGGAUGGCCCUGCGCCCGCCACGGUGGGUAUCGGGGAAGAUGGUACUCCACUCGAGCCUCUCGCUGGCUCCGGAUAUCUCGUCACUCUAAGUGAUGAUGGCCGAGUACUGGGUUGGAUUUUGGGAGACAACAAGUCACCGGUGUGGCAGUUCUUGCCCCCUCGAGGCGAGCGAGUUAUUCACGCUACCUCGAGACCAGCGCACGACCCUGUGGCCUCUAUCGGAAAGGUCCUUGGAAAUCGUUCAGUUCUGUACAAAUACUUGAAUCCUAAUCUUGCUCUCGUCACUACGGUUGGGGAGAAUACGGCCACGUUCUAUUUGCUCGAUGGUAUCUCCGGUAAAGUCCUCCAUUCGAGCGUGCAGACUGGCGUGGACACGACCCAGCCCAUCACCGCUGUGAUAUCAGAGAACUGGUUUGCGUACUCUCUUUGGGCCGAUGUGACCGACACUGCUGAAUCCAAAGGCUAUCAGCUGGUAAUAUCCGAGCUAUACGAAUCCCCGCAUCCGAAUGAUCGUGGUCCUCUGGGCUCGGCUUCGAACUAUUCGAGCCUUCACGGUGCGGAUGCUCCACCACGACCAUAUGUUGUUUCGCAGUCCUUCAUUAUCCCAGAGCCUAUCUCGCACAUGGCCGUCACGCAGACGCGACAGGGAAUUACGACCCGGCAACUCCUCUGCACACUCCCUGCCUCCAAUGCCAUCAUUGGCAUUCCUCGGCCCGUCCUUGACGCACGCCGCCCAGUCGGCCGAGACCCAACGCCAGCAGAGGUGGAAGAGGGUCUCUUCAAGUAUAAUCCAUUCCUCGAGUUCGACGGCAAGUGGUAUCUCACGCACUCGCGCGAUGUCGCGGACAUCCGUGCUGUCAUCUCCAGCCCGACAUUGUUGGAGAGCACCAGCCUGGUCUUUGCGUUUGGGGGCGAUGUGUUUGGCACGCGGGUGACUCCUAGUCAGGCAUUUGAUAUUCUCGGCAGGGGCUUCUCUAAAUUUCAGCUGGUGGUUACCGUGGUAGCGCUCGCGGUGGGUGUCGCGAUUCUAGCGCCGAUGAUUAUUCCAGUACUAAAGGCAUCGUGGGGAAGUACUGCGGAGUAG